Cyprinus carpio (common carp) is the source of this 3019-nucleotide messenger RNA. Its product is annotated as protein-cysteine N-palmitoyltransferase HHAT-like. Gene Ontology annotation, molecular function: palmitoyltransferase activity. Gene Ontology annotation, biological process: protein palmitoylation. The record is from RefSeq and is a predicted model, not a curated record. Lineage: Eukaryota; Metazoa; Chordata; Actinopteri; Cypriniformes; Cyprinidae. Gene Ontology annotation, cellular component: endoplasmic reticulum.
GACGUCGGGUUAGCCAAUCAGGCUGUAGGGGCGUGGUUUAUCUCGGAAGCAUAGGGCGGAGCUCCACGGCAGCGGUGAGCGUUUAGCUGGCACGAGAGCUUGGUUUAUGUUCAGUUUUCAUGACUCCAAAAUGGGAGCUGGUAUCGCUACCUCGAUGGGAGAUGACGGCAUACUGGAUUCUCUCCUUCUCCUCCCAUCUCUAUUCUUUCUACCAGUUGCACAGGUUUUCUAAAGAGCAUGAGGUCAGCCUGGACAGAGAGGUGCAGCUGGAGAGAGGAUUCCUUAUAUGGGGAUUCAAGAAGGACCCUACUGAUUUUGAGUGGAGUUUUUGGAAUGAGUGGGCGUGGCAAUCUCUUUUGUGGUCUCUGAUUGGCCACGCUGUGGUGUCCAGACUGGCAGCUUUUUUUCUGCCUCAGUUCAGACUGGCUGUCUUAACGGUGUAUGGCAUCCUCUCAGCUGGUUGGCUUCUGGGAGUGCGAGGCUUGACUCUUUUGAUGCUGCAUCUGAGUAUCUCACUGGUGGUUGCUCAGCUACGUAGCCCCAUCCUCUCGUGGUUUUGCUCCCUCCUGCUGCUCUCCACGCUCAAUGUCACUGCCUUCCAGGAUUUACAGCGUGGUUGGUACACCUCUGAGGACCAGUACUACCUCUUGCUCUUCAGUACUGCUGUUUGUACUUUGCGCUGCAUUAGCUUUAGUCUGGAGUUGUGCUGGUGCCCCCGGAAGGCUGGAGGACCAAACCACUGCCCCCCUUUAGAGGUUCAAGGACUGAAGACACUCAUUUUUCAGUUCUACAAGCUCACUGCUUACUGUUUCUAUCACCCUCUGUUUUACAACGGACCCAUUCUGACCUACAGAGACUUCAGUGAACAGAUAGACAGGCCGGUGUGUAAAGUCUCUGUGGUGUAUGUGUUGAGCGGAAUACUGCGCGUGUGUGUCUGGUGGUGUUUAGCCGAAUUCAUGAUUCACUUCAUGUACAUGCACGCCAUCCAGAGCAACGAAACCUACUUGGAGAUGCUGCCACCCUGGGCACUGGGUGGUUUGGCUCUUGCAUUGGUCCAGUUUUUUUAUGUCAAGUAUCUGGUCUUGUUUGGAGUGGUGUCUCUGCUUGUCAGAUUGGAUGGGAUUGAGCCGCCCAAGUUACCACGCUGUGUCAGCAUCAUGUACAGCUUCACUGGGAUGUGGAGACACUUUGACGUGGGGCUUUACAAAUGGCUCAUCAGGUACAUAUAUGUGCCAUUGGGUGGCUCUCGUCACGGUGUGUUCCGGAAGCUCGUCUCCACGGCGCUUGCGUUUGGGUUUGUGUGUUUCUGGCAUGGUUGCCAUGACUACCUGCAGUACUGGGCCUUGCUGAACUGGAUCGGGGUGUUGGUGGAGAACGUUCUCGCUCUCUUCUUCUCCUCUCGUCCUCUUCAUCACAUUAUUGUGCGCUGUCUGUCACCUCGGAUGCAGAGGCGUGGCCUAGCACUUAUCUCCGCCCUCUCCACUGCUUUUCUGAUUCUGUCCAAUCUGCUUUUUCUGGGCGGGAUCCAUGUGGGCAGAAUUUUCUGGAAGAGGCUGUUUGUCCAAGGUGGGUUUGGUGUGACGCAAGCUGAGUCAUGUUGAGAGGAUUUGUGUGUCGCUGGAUGAGGACAAAGUUCAGAAAACAUUCACACAGAUCUGUAGUCUUGUAGUCAAAAUAAGACAUAAUACACACACUCUGCCUCUGAGCUUCUUUUCCGUCUGACUUUUUUGUAGCCUUUCUGUUACAUUGCAGUGUUUUGUGUCUGUUGUUGGCAUGACAAAAUGCAUUAAGUGGCUGAAGCUGUGACUCCAGCACCUGAAGGACAAUGAGGUGUAACCAAAUGUAAUCAACACCCUCCCUUCUUUCAUUUACUCUCAUUUUCUUCCUGCUCCAUAUUUCUUUUCUUGUUCCUGAUGCAACAAGGCAGGUCCUUUUAAUGAACCCACCAGAGACAAACACAUGCACACCUGUCUGGUGGGGCUAUUAGUGCACGUGUUGAGGGGGAACUAUGAUUAUGAGCAUUUCCUCAUGUAUAUAUAACAUUGACUGAUAAUAAUGUGAAAAUAAUUUAUAAUAAAAAUAUAAUACCUCAACAAUAAAUUUAAAAUAAUUGAUAAAAAAGUAAAAUAUCAUUUAUUCAUCUAGCAGAAUGUUUAUGCAUCUGUUUUUAUCAAAAGCCACAAAUGAGAGUAACACAAAUGGAAGCAAUUAAUCCAAAAUGUAAUCCAAGUAUUUCUACCAUAACACAAAUCCAUAAGCACUUGAAAGGAGCAGAUAUAUAAUGCAUUAAGUGAAGUGCUCCAGGAAAAGGUAUUCUUCAGGCAUUUUGAGGAUUAUAAUAGAUCCUGCUGUUUAGGUGAAGGUUGGGAGGUUAUUUUACCAGCAGGGGAACACAAUUGUUAAUUUACUGACUGCAGGGGGCAAAAGAGAAUGUAAAUGAGAUAAUGAGUGAAUCCACACCUGUAGUCUAAUGAGAUUUCAUGCUAAAUUCUGUUAAUCUGUGGGAGGAUAUAAAUCAUAGCUCACAUGGGGGAAAUUAUCACUGGAUACUGCAGGAAUUUCUAGUAAGCACAGCUAGUGAUUCUGUACAGAAAAGCUGCAGGCUUCAGUGUGUUUUGUGUGUUAAGGUGUUGAAAUUGUGGCUCCAGACUGCGAUUAAAAUGAUCACGAAUGUGGCCAAAAACAGUCACUAAUGCUUUGUGUCCAUCCAUAUGCGAUUUCAUCUGAAAUCAGAGUGUGCGCCACUCAUAGCAACAUUUACAUACAACCAAAUAAUCUGUUAAUUAUCGAACUGAAAAGCCUUCAUGUGAACAUUUCAAAUAAUCCAGUUGAACCUCUCGAAUCCGAUUCUUCAAAAAUGCUUUGUGCACAUGCACAGUGCCGUAAUGCAUAUGUUUACAUAUAUUUUAUGUCUGUAUGUGUACGAAUUUGUCAGUGGAUUACAAAAAAUGUAAUCUUUCUAUUUUAUAUUUGUCAUUAAGGUUUAGGAUUCAAUUCAGAAUCUGAAAUCACGUUGGAU